Molecule: messenger RNA, 2436 nt
Organism: Knipowitschia caucasica
Lineage: Eukaryota; Metazoa; Chordata; Actinopteri; Gobiiformes; Gobiidae
Source: the annotation of a GenBank genome assembly
AUGAGCUGUGAAGAAGUAUGUGGAGCUCUGAAUUUGUUUGUUCAAAGUGGAUCCAGUCUGCUACAGCUGGGACAGAGCCAGAGCCAAGAGGGUUCUCUGCAGGACUUCCUCAGGACCAGCAGAGACCAGGACCAGUCUCUGCUGGGUCUCUCCCACGCCGCGGCUCAGCUCUACACCAGGUGCUAUAACUACUCUUCUCUACUCUACUCUGAAGGAGGCCUGCUCCAGACUGAACUCAGAGUCCACCACAGCUCUGAGCUUAGAGCUGAAGAGAGGCAGGACUUUGGAGAAGGACCGGACCAGGGACGCCUUGUACUGAGGACAGAGGAGGACAGGGAGGACAGAGGAGAGGGGACAGAGGAGAGGACAGAGGAGAGGACAGAGGAGAGAGGACAGAGGAGAGAGGACAGAGGAGAGGACAGAGGAGAGAGGACAGAGGAGAGAGGACAGAGGAGAGGACAGAGGAGAGGACAGAGGACAGAGGACAGAGGAGAGGACAGAGGAGAGAGGACAGAGCAGAGAGGACAGAGGAGAGGACAGAGGAGAGGACAGAGGAGAGAGGACAGAGGAGAGAGGACAGAGGAGAGGACAGAGGAGAGAGGACAGAGGAGAGAGGACAGAGGAGAGGACAGAGGAGAGGACAGAGGAGAGGACAGAGGAGAGAGGAGAGGACAGAGGAGAGAGGACAGAGGAGAGAGGACAGAGGAGAAAGGACAGAGGAGAGGACAGAGGAGAGGGGACAGAGGAGAGAGGACAGAGGAGAGGGGACAGAGGAGAGAGGACAGAGGAGAGGACAGAGGAGAGGACAGAGGAGAGAGGACAGAGGAGAGAGAACAGAGGAGAAAGGAUAGAGGAGAGGACAGAGGGGAGAGGACAGAGGAGAGGGGACAGAGGAGAAAGGACAGAGGAGAGGACAGAGGAGAGAGGACAGAGGAGAGGACAGAGGAGAGAGGACAGAGGAGAGGGGACAGAGGAGAGAGGACAGAGGAGAGGGGACAGAGGAGAGGACAGAGGAGAGAGGAGAGGGACAGAGGAGAGAGGAGAGAGGACAGAGGAGAGAGGAGAGGACAGAGGAGAAAGGACAGAGAAGAGGACAGAGGAGAGGACAGAGGAGAGAGGACAGAGGAGAGGACAGAGGAGAGAGGACAGAGGAGAGAGGACAGAGGAGAGGACAGAGGAGAGAGGAACAGAGGAGAGAGGACAGAGGAGAGGACAGAGGAGAGGACAGAGGAGAGGACAGAGGAGAGAGGAGAGGACAGAGGAGAGAGGACAGAGGAGAGGGGACAGAGGAGAGAGGAGAGGACAGAGGAGAGAGGACAGAGGAGAAAGGACAGAGGAGAGGACAGAGGAGAGGGACAGAGGAGAGAGGACAGAGGAGAGGACAGAGGAGAGGGGACAGAGGAGAGAGGACAGAGGAGAGAGGAGAGGACAGAGGAGAGAGGACAGAGGAGAAAGGACAGAGGAGAGGACAGAGGAGAGGGGACAGAGGAGAGAGGACAGAGGAGAGGGGACAGAGGAGAGAGGACAGAGGAGAGGACAGAGGAGAGAGGACAGAGGAGAGAGAACAGAGGAGAAAGGAUAGAGGAGAGGACAGAGGGGAGAGGACAGAGGAGAGGGGACAGAGGAGAAAGGACAGAGGAGAGGACAGAGGAGAGAGGACAGAGGAGAGGACAGAGGAGAGAGGACAGAGGAGAGGGGACAGAGGAGAGGACAGAAGUAGAGAGGAGAGGACAGAGGAGAGAGGACAGAGAAGAGAGGACAGAGGAGAGAGGAGAGGACAGAGGAGAAAGGACAGAGAAGAGGACAGAGGAGAGGACAGAGGAGAGAGGACAGAGGAGAGGACAGAGGAGAGAGGACAGAGGAGAGGGGACAGAAGAGAGGAGAGAGGAGAGGACAGAGGAGAGAGGACAGAGGAGAGGACAGAGGAGAGAGGACAGAGGAGAGGGGACAGAGGAGAGGACAGAGGAGAGAGGACAGAGGAGAGGGGACAGAGGAGAGGAGAGGACAGAGGAGAGAGGACAGAGGAGAGGACAGAGGAGAGGACAGAGGAGAGAGGACAGAGGAGAGGACAGAGGAGAGGGGACAGAGGAGAAAGGACAGAGGAAAGGACAGAGGAGAGAGGACAGAGGAGAGGGGACAGAGGAGAAAGGACAGAGGAAAGGACAGAGGAGAGAGGACAGAGGAGAGGGGACAGAGGAGAGGACAGAGGAGAGAGGACAGAGGAGAGGGGACAGAGGAGAGGAGAGAGGAGAGGACAGAGGAGAGAGGACAGAGGAGAGGACAGAGGAGAGGACAGAGGAGAGAGGACAGAGGAGAGGACAGAGGAGAGGACAGAGGAGAGAGGACAGAGGAGAGAGGACAGAGGAGAGGACAGAGGAGAGGGGACAGAGGAGAGGACAGAGGAGAGGGGACAGAGGAGAGAGAGGACAAGGUUAA